This is a messenger RNA of Kogia breviceps (pygmy sperm whale), 3133 nucleotides long. The record is from RefSeq and is a predicted model, not a curated record. Lineage: Eukaryota; Metazoa; Chordata; Mammalia; Artiodactyla; Physeteridae.
GGAAGGGACUCGGGACGUCCCCAGUCCCCGAGUCUCGGUCGCGCGUGGGGCCCGCGCCGGCCCCCUCCCAGCGGCUGCAGCUUGGCGGCUUCAUUCCCUCUCCGGGGAAGGGACUGUCUGUGUGUGGGGAGGGAGUCCUUGCAUUCCUUCACCCACUUUGCAGUCUCGGGCUGCGGUUUCUCCGAGUUCGAGGCUCGUAGAGACCCGAGGGUGUGUGCCCUGGUCCUGCGUGGCAGGUGGGGGAAAGCAGCCUUAUAGUGUAAUAGAGGCCUGGUUAGAGUCCCGCGGAACGUUAGCAUUUACUGCUCAGUUGCAGAAGGACGAGGAAAGGACCAAGAAGAUGGAAAAGGAGCAACUGGAGAGGAGGGUGGAAAACAGGAACUGGAGGUCCCUGAAAAUAGAGGGCAUCGUGUUUCCGGAAGGAGGGAGUUCAACUUGAUUCGCCUCUGUAGGGGAGGGGAAUGAAGCCCCUGGCAACCACUAAUCUACUUUGUGUCUAUGGAUUUUUCUAUUCUGGAUACCUCAUAGUAAUUCCUCUCCUGCAGUUACUUUUGGAUGGAAGUAUGCUCUUUUCCCAGUAGAAGAUGGUAAUCUUGGAGAAUGACCAUGGAGAAGGGGAUGAGUUCUGGAGAAGGACUACCUUCCAGAUCAUCUCAGGUUUCUGCUGUUAAAAUAACAGCUAAAGAGUUGGAAACAAAGCAGCCCCAUAAAGAGAAGCGAGGGGGCUUUGUGUUGGUGCAUGCAGGUGCAGGUUAUCAUUCUGAAUCCAAAGCCAAGGAAUAUAAACACGUAUGCAAACGAGCUUGUCAGAAGGCAAUUGAAAAACUACAGGCUGGUGCCCUUGCAACAGAUGCAGUGACUGCAGCCCUGGUGGAACUUGAGGAUUCUCCUUUUACAAAUGCAGGAAUGGGAUCUAAUCUAAAUCUCUUGGGUGAAAUUGAGUGUGAUGCCAGCAUAAUGGAUGGAAAAUCCCUGAAUUUUGGAGCUGUUGGAGCACUGAGUGGAAUCAAGAACCCAGUCUCAGUUGCGAACAGACUCUUGUGUGAAGGGCAGAAGGGCAAGCUCUCAGCCGGCCGAAUUCCUCCCUGCUUUUUAGUUGGAGAAGGAGCCUACAGAUGGGCAGUAGAUCAUGGAAUACCCUCUUGCCCUCCUAGCAUCAUGACCACAAGAUUCAGUUUAGCUGCAUUUAAAAGAAACAAGAGGAAACUAGAGCUGGCAGAAAGGGUGGAAACAGAUUUCAUUCAACUAAAGAAAAGAAGACAAUCAAGUGAAAAGGAGAAUGACUCGGGCACUUUGGACACAGUGGGCGCUGUGGUCGUGGACCAUGAAGGGAACGUGGCUGCCGCCGUCUCCAGUGGAGGCUUGGCCUUGAAACAUCCAGGGAGAGUGGGGCAGGCUGCUCUUUAUGGAUGUGGCUGCUGGGCUGAAAAUACUGGAGCUCAUAAUCCCUACUCCACAGCUGUGAGUACCUCAGGAUGUGGAGAGCAUCUUGUGCGCACCAUACUGGCUAGAGAAUGUUCACAUGCUUUACAAGCUGAAGAUGCCCACCAAGCUCUCCUGGAAACUAUGCAAAACAAGUUUAUCAGCUCACCUUUCCUGGCCAGCGAAGACGGCGUGCUCGGAGGAGUGAUUGUCCUCCGAUCCUGCAGAUGUUCUGCAGAGCCUAACUCCUCCCAAAAUAAGCAGACGCUUCUGGUGGAAUUUCUAUGGAGCCACACGACUGAGAGCAUGUGUGUUGGAUAUAUGUCAGCCCAGGAUGGGAAGGCCAAGUACCCUGAAAAGUACAGUAGUACAGCACAACAGCUGGCACACAGGAGCUCGCAUCCAGUGAACAGGCAAGAAGAGUUACUGACUGGAGGACAGAGAGGAGGUGGGAGAUGGUAGAGCUGAAGGAUCAUCAGCAACAGGAGACGGAGGGCAAGCUGCAAUUUCACUCACGCCUGACAUUAGUGCCACAGGUUCUGGUUCCUUGCUGGAUUCAAUUCUAUCUACCCUCUUGAAAAAACGAUCCAGUGAUGUCUGGGUAGUAGCUCUUUUUUUCUUGUCAUAGAAGACGCAGAGGCACUGGAUUGCAUUCUGAACGGUUGCUGCAACCUUCUUGUACCAUUCUACGUUAGGGUCCUGUGCCUCAAAAACUAACAGUGCCUCCUCAAAUAAAGAGAAUCCCCUUGCCAUUUCCUGCAUCGUGAAUCUCUUUGGUUCACCAGAAGCACUGCCACCAAACAGCACAGUUAGCCUGUCCUUUGCUGCUUUAUCGCCUGGCAUCAGCUUUUCCUCCUUACUGAUGUAACUUCGGUCUGGCAUCCUCUUGCAGUACAGUCCUGUCUCAUCCACAUUAAAAACCUGCUCAGGUAGAUACAUGCCUUCAUCAAUAAUUUCUUGAAGCGUUUCAGGAAAUACCCGGGCAGCUACCGUAUCUGCACUUGCUGCCUCGCCACUUACUUUUACGUUGUGAAGGUUGGCUCUAGCCUUGAACAGAUGAAACCAGCCAUGGUUGGCAUUAAAAGAUGCACCCUCUGAUUCUUCACCAUGUUUCUUCUUCAAGUCUUCAUAAAGGCUUUUAGCUUUCUCUUGAAUCACCAUUAAGCUGAGCGGGACUCUACACUGAUGUGAUCCUGCAUCCACACACUGAGAAGUUUCUCCAUCUCCUCCGUCACUUUUCCACGCUUCUUCGAUAUUAUUGUUGGCAUCAUCGGCACAGCAGACUUCACAUGUUCCAUGAUCUUGUCCUCAUUCUUCAGAAUCGUGCCGAUGGUUGAAUGAUUCAUGUUAUAAGAACGAGCGACGUCUACCAUCUUUUCGCCUCGCUCCUCUCUCUCAAUUAUUUUCACUUUUGUUUCCAUUGUUAUCGCUUGGUGCUUCUUAGCAGUACGAGCUACAUCACCGCUGCUUUUACGCUUGCUUCUGGACAUCCUGGGCUUGAAAUAAAGAUACUAUACUACAGUACUCUAUACAGUACUGCACAGUAAAGUACACAAAAACACAACCCCUUGCAGAGGAUGCACGCAUGUGACAGUGUACGCCAGGCACAUGAACUAACUUACGUAAUUACAUGCGAACACACGUUCGCAUCUUUGAAAGUUCACAAGUUGAAGGUUCAUAUGUAGGGGACUUACUGUAUAGCUAUUUUAGA